Geodia barretti is the source of this 1147-nucleotide messenger RNA. Lineage: Eukaryota; Metazoa; Porifera; Demospongiae; Tetractinellida; Geodiidae. The record is from the annotation of a GenBank genome assembly.
UCGGCAGCAAGGAGAACCUUGGACGGUAUCGCUGUCCCCCAACUCUCCAAAUGCCGAGAAUGUCUCACCUUUCACCUCCUCCGUCACCACUACCAGAGUUUGACCUCUGCACUCUCAACUCUGACCUCCAGCACCGCCCAGCUCCCACCCAUCGGCCACUCCCUCACAUCGGUCAAUUCCACUCUCCAGAGAUACACUGAGAACAACCAGAAACUUGAGGCUCUGUGUAAGGAUGUGGAUGUGUUUGGAGAGCAGGUGGACGGAUGCAACGAUCGAGGCCACCCUGCUGGGGCUCCUGUCUCGCUGCCUCAGGGAGAAGAAGGAGCUCGCCAGUAGAGCCAUCGGCGAGAGGGUCCAGGUGGCCAGGUCUGGAUUCAGCUUCUACAAGGGAGUGGAGAGGCUGGGUUCCAUCAUGGAAAAGUGCCGCAGUCACUUCAACUCGAGCGACGUGGUCAUGAGCGUCUCUGACGCAGAACGCCUCCUCGCGACCCUCCACGAACUUCGCGACCUCGUCGAGCAGGCCACUGGCAGCGUCCAUACUCAGGGGAAGCAGCUCGUCGACUUUCUGGCCACGGUCACGCCCAUUACAUCGUCGCCCACGCCCACACGGAGGGAGUUGUAUGGUAGCCACAGUCCGCUCCCCGACACCCGCAGUGUUGCCAGUAGCGACAGUGGAGAUACAAGUGACCUUGACAACGGGAUCAGGAGACCCGCCCCCAAGAGAAUUCGGAGUAGUGAUGACCUCAUCAACAGUCCGACUACCGCCGGAGGAUCCAUGGGGAACGAGGAAGGUGAUGAUGUCGUCGAGGAGGCUGGGCACCAGCAAGGGGAUUCCCCACGACUACUGGUGACCCCGCGAAAGACUCGACCAGGUCUCAAGUCUUACAAGAGCUCCACCGUGUCCCUGGCUCUCUCCCCUGAUCAGAUAAUGAUAGAGACCCAGUUGUACAAGGUUGACCAGCAGCUGCAGGGUCUGCUGGUUCUCUGGGAGCACCGCAGGGGCCAGCUGGAUACCUCUCGCAGGGUCAUUGAGUUCAAGGAGGCUGUCCCCGAAGUGACCGCGUGGCUCGAGACCAGGGGAACCGACAUGCUCAAGAACAAGAACAACUUUGGACGGUCGAAGGAAGAGUGUCUCUUCAGCUACUGA